Bombus impatiens (common eastern bumble bee) is the source of this 4410-nucleotide messenger RNA. RefSeq names its product tonsoku-like protein. The transcript is spliced from 6 exons. NCBI's taxonomy places the organism in Eukaryota, Metazoa, Arthropoda, Insecta, Hymenoptera, Apidae. The coding region runs from base 124 to 3915 and encodes 1263 amino acids. The record is from RefSeq and is a predicted model, not a curated record. Gene Ontology annotation, molecular function: protein binding.
AUGCUUUCGGUUUGAUGUUCCUCUUUGUGUUCGUGUGACGGCAUAGUCGCAUGAGGUCCGAAUUCGAAUCCACGAAGUUGAAUAUGAAUCACUGAUUACUGUGAUAAUUGAUAUUUGUAAAUAAUGGAUAUCGGAAGAUUAAUUAAAAAGAAGAAACGGGUCAAGCGUGAUGGCAACCUUCAGCAAUUGGCUGAAAUUGUUAAAGAGCUUGGUGACGUAUACUUUGAAAGUGACAAGUAUGAAGAUGCUUUGCAGGAAUAUACAGAACAACUGGAAAUUUGCAAUAUCUUAGGAGAUAAAUUAAAUAUAGCAGUUGCUCAUAGAAUGAUUGGAGAAAUACAGGCAAGUCUUGGCAACUACGAGGAAGCAUUGAGCCAUCAAAAUCUUUAUUUGGAAGGGGCCAAGGAGAUACAAAAUUUAUUAGAAGAACAACGAGCUUAUGCAACAUUAGGUAGAACAUAUUUUUGUUGGGCUGAAAGUCAGCCUGAAGAAUCUGAAAGAAAACCUGAUGCUCUUAUAAGUGCAAGACAAGCGUACACGAAGAGUAUACGUCUUUGCAAUGAAUUGGGUGAUACUAACAUUGACCUAAAAGAAUUAAUGACAAUGAGGGCACGAUUGUUACUGAAUUUGGGAUUAGUACUAGAAGCUGAAAAAAAACACCAAGAGGCUGUUGAUCUACUGGUAAAAGCUGCAGGUUUAUGUAAGACACACAACUUACGGGAAGAUUUCUAUAGAACGCAAAUUGCUCUCGGAGGAAUUUACGAGCGGAAUCGCGAUUAUGAUCUGGCUUUAACACAUUUUGAAACUGCCAUUGAAGUUGAUAAUUCAUCUUUGAAAGCGGAAGCACGAUUUCUUCAAGCAGAAUUGCUUUUAAAAAUAGGAAAAUGGACCGAAUCAAGAAAAAUAUUAGUGCUUCUUUACGUUACGGAAAACUUACCACAAAAUCUGAAGCAUCAAGUAGAAAAAUGUCUCAGGAUAGUUGCAACAUUACAAACAACUGAAGAAGCUUUAACUACAGAAAAAGAUACCAGCAUUAAGUUGAAAUAUUAUGAGACAUUAGGAGAUGCGGCGGUGGCUGCACACUGUUUUGAGGAAGCUGUAGAAUAUUACAGAAAGAUGCUCAUGUGUGCUGAAGAAAUACAAAGCGAUCGCACAGGGGCAGCUUUAUUAAGUUUAGCCCAAACAUUGAAAGAUGUCGGACGAUAUAACGAAGCAUUGGACUUUGCUCGUAGAGAACUAGAACUAUGCACAAAUUCACGUGAAAUAUGUAGAUCUGCUUUGUUCUUAGUAGAUUUAUUAAUAACUAUUAAGGCAAACAACAAAGAGAUAGAAGAAAUUUAUAGUCUAGCCUUAAAAAAUGCAAAAGCUUCCAAUGAUAUUUCUUUAGAAACAAGUGUUUUAAGAGAACACUUGAAUUAUCUAAGAAAUACUAAUAGAACAGAAGAGAUAGGAGCACUUUCGGAAAAGUUAGAUACAUUGGAAAAAUUAUGUAAUGAUACAGAUAGCGAAAGCGAAUCAGAAGAAAACGAUAUUGGCGCAAACAUUUGCUUGGAAGAUUUGUCGGAUGUUGAAGCAGAAUUAAAAGUUAGAGAAAAUGUUAAAAAUAGAAAACGAACGAGAAAGACGUCGGUUGCUAUAAAAAGGAACGAAAAAGGAGAAACACAACUUCAUGUAGCUUGUAUACAUGGGAAUGUUGAAACUGUAGAAAAAUUAUUAGAAUCUGGUCAUUUAACGAAUGUUAGAGACCAUUUUGGCUGGACUCCUCUUCAUGAAGCAGCUAAUCAUGGUCAUGUUGAAAUUGCAAAAUUAUUAUUAGAAUAUGGUGCAGAUGUAAAUGAUCCUGGAAGUUUGAUGUGCCAAGGAGUUACUCCUCUUCAUGAUGCGGCUUCUUGCGGCAAUUUUGCCAUGAUGAGAUUUUUAAUCGAACAUGGAGCAAAUGUGGAACUUAAAACGAACGAUGAUGAUACUGCACUAGAUUGUCUAGAACAAUGGAGGAAUCGUGUUAAUGUUUUAUCUUCUGAAGAUCAAAUGGAGUAUGAUGAAAUGCACAAAUUAUUGUCUGCUAUGAUACCAAUGAGUAAUAAGAGAAUUUCGAAACGAUCUCAUACAUCAUCAUGCAAUUCAAAAACUCACAGUAUAGAUGAAAAUGUUGUUAUAGAAAAGAUCUCUGCAGGUGAAGAUUAUAAAAGAACUAUAGCUAGCUUAAAACACAGGAAUGAUCCAAUUGGAGCUUCUUUGUCCUCUAUGAAACGAAAUGUAAAUCCACUUUUGAAUAGUGAAGAGGUUCUUUUGGAUGAUUGGUUGGAAGAUGAUAUCAAUGAAAGUAUAAAUAAUAGAAGGUGCUCUGAUGAACAUUCCUCCUCAAUGACGAAGAGAAAAUCAAGUAAUGGAAAUAUCGAUGUUGAGAAAAAUUUAAAACGACAAAAAAUGAAUGAUCAAGAUCAAGUAAUUGAAGAUAAUGAAUGUGAUGUAACAGAGGAGGAUAGUAAUGAUAGUUGCAGUACUGAAAUAAGACGAAUUUCUACUGAACGUAAGAUUCAGAAAAAAAAACAGCAAACGUUGUUAUCAAUUGGAUUUACUAAAGAUUCUACUUCUCGAAGUCCCUCACCUGUAAUUCCAUUUAACACAGAAUGUGAAUUAACAGAAAUCAAUACUAUAAGAUCAGUUAUUUUAAACAUCCUUGUAGAUGGAAAAAUGUUUAAAACUCAAAUAGAAUUUUCGAAUACAAUGAGGCCAUUAGUAAAAGAAAUUGUAGCUGAUAUUGAAACUAAAUUCUACAACGAUACUGGAUGUAAAGUAAAACUAGAUCUAAAAACUAUGGAUGGUAUUGCGAUCAAUUGCAAUAAUGUGUUCACGAUAUUAAAUGAAGGGGAUAUUGUUAAAAAUUUGGCAUGCGAAAUAAUUGAGUUAGAAACUCCUUCUAUUGUCGAGCGAUAUGGGGCGAUUUGUAAAAAUUACAAUAUAGAUGUUCGAGAAUGCAUAUUAAAGUGUUUGAAGUCAUGCGAGAACACGUUUACUUUCCGGUUAAAACAAGAAGAUAUUAGAAAAGAAGAAUUUAUAUCUUUAUUGAAAACUCUAGAAUAUCAAAAGAAUGUUCAAAUAUUAGAUUUAUCCGGUGGUAACUUAUAUGAACUUGGAAAAUCUUUAAAUGAUUGUAUUUUAAGAUUGUCAGCUUUGCAAGAAUUGUGCCUUCAAGGAUGUGAUAUAGAUUGUAAGUGUUUAAGUAAAUUAGAGAAACUACCUCCACAACUUAAGUUUCUUGAUCUCAGCUAUAAUCCUCUUGGAUCAUCAAGUCAAGAAAUCUUAUUCAAACUUUUCACCCCUUUAACACAGCUACGGACAUUGAAUUUGCGAUAUUGUCAAUUAUGUAAUUUUCGUUUUCUUUUAAACAACAAUAGUCUAGUAAAUUUAGAUAUUUCUUGGAACUGUUUCAGUGAAGAUGAAGUCUGUGCCACUUUACAAAGGCAAUUACUUAAUUUGAAUUUAUCGAAUACUAUUUGUUCUAGGGAUUUUAAUUUGGUUAAAAAUAUUUUUAAUAAAACAGAUUUUUCAUUUGUUAAUUUAGAAUGUUUAGAGCUUGCUUCAUGCGAAUUAUCGGAUAUUGAUAUUAGAAAUAUAUUGUCACGUGUAUCGAAUCUUUCGAAGUUGGUGCUUAAAGGAAAUAGAAAAGUGGGAGCACAAUCGCUGAAUUUAUUAUUGAAAUACACACCAACACUAAGACAUAUCGAUGUUAGUGGAUGUGAAAAUAUUACUGAAUUUCCUGAUUCUGAAGUAUUUAUUGAAAAACCUGAGAUUUGUACAUUAAUCGUGAGUAUGUAUCCAGAAGUGUGCGACUGUUGGGUUCAUUUAUGGCGAGGGAAGGGUGUAGUAAAGAAACUUCCGCAUAAUCUUACUAUUUUUAAACCGGUACUUUAAUAUUUUUAUACAUAUAAUACUAUGUGUGCAUAGAAUUGAAAAGAGUUACAAAUUACAGAAAGCAUUCAUUUACUUUAAAACAUAUUUCAUCAUUUUCUCUCAUUUGCAGUAGCUUAAAAAAUAUAUUUUUAUACAAACUAUCUUUUGUAAAUUGUAAAUUAUCUAAAUAUGUCCAUAUUAGAUCUCAAUAGGUAUUUCCUAAAAUGACAAAUUUGAAAUACCGGAAGUGUAGUAUAUUUUACUGCACUUCCUGGCAUCAAAGUGAAUGGGAACAUUUAAUAAAGUCCAAUUCAAUGUAUAACUGUUACCAAAUUUUAUACUUUACAGUAACCUUUCCUUCAAACUGCUGUUCAAUCGAAUCACAAAAGUUAUAAAAAAUGCAUAUAGUUAAAUAAAGGUAAUAUUUAAGUAACAUGCUAAAAAUGUUCUAUAACAGAAAAUAUUGUAAUAUACAUUGUAAAUAUUUUUAACAGGCAAUAAACGUUGUUUACCUUU